Messenger RNA from Pistacia vera, 1023 nucleotides. RefSeq names its product SNF1-related protein kinase regulatory subunit beta-3-like. Bases 517 to 870 code for a protein of 117 amino acids. The record is from RefSeq and is a predicted model, not a curated record. The transcript is spliced from 5 exons. Lineage: Eukaryota; Viridiplantae; Streptophyta; Magnoliopsida; Sapindales; Anacardiaceae. Gene Ontology annotation, molecular function: protein binding.
GGCCUUCUCGCCUGCAAUUUGUUUCCAGCUCUGCUUGUUAAUAUUUUCUCUUUAAAAUUUAAAUCCCUUUUUAAUAAAUAAAAAAAAUUUGGCAGGAUCUUUAGGACUAAUUGAUCCUACCACUUUUAUUCUCGUCUUAUAUAGUUAAGGUUUUCAGAAAUAAAAAAAUUUGCUAAAUUUAUCUUUUUAAACUUUUUUACUCUUUCCGUUAAUGACAAUCUUUAUGUCAGAUUCUGUUAGCCGAUUUUCCUAGAGAAAAUAGUCUCUGUUUUGGUCUUUCUGCGACUGUCUUACUUAUUAAUCUUUCUUUGAAAAAUUUAUCUCUUUAUCAGAUAAGCUUUGGAAAUUAAUUUCUUUUACCUAAUUGUUGUUUUUUACUGGGUUAUGUUAAUCUCAAGAAGACCGUGGCACUGAGAGUGUCUCAUUGAACAGAUUGAAUCUUAGCUCACUCAGGGUCAUUUGUGUUGCAAUCUUCGUUUGUUGAUGAUUUUGCAUCAUUAGGGGCCACUCUCCAACAUGAACAACCAAUAUGGUCAAGAUCAUGAUGAAGUAACUGUAGCUGGUUUCGAAGUGCCAAACUCACCUGAUUCAAGUUACAGUAACUUGCACCCUGGGAAUGAAGACGAGGCUCGUGACCCACCUCUUGUCCCUCCACAUUUGCAACAUACCUUGCUUAGCCUUCCACCGAGUGGGGACACCUCUGAAACUCUCCCUUUGCCUCAAAGUGUGAUCUUAAACCAUCUUUACAUUGAGAAUCGAGAGUCCCCACGAUCUGUAGUGGCCCUUGGGUUUACUCAUCGCUUCCGAUCCAAAUUCGUUACUGUUGUUCUAUACAAACCGGUUCCUAGAAGGGGGAGUAGCAGCACAUAACAUGCAUAUAUAAAAAAAAAAAAAAAAACCUUAUUAGGUUUUGCCCCCGCACAAUGAAAUCAAUGAAUGAACCCAAAUACGAAUUAGUUGCAAAUAAUAUUUAUUAUUUCAAAACAUCUUAUGAUCUUAGAUUUAUUUGAUGAACCUAAAAUA